GGUGGCUGCACAGAGGGACAGCGUGUCUGCCUGUGACGUGUUCUCCCUGGGUGCUGCCACAAGUCCUUCUUGGAGAACUGUAAUGCUCCAAUAUCUGUUUGACUGUCCCAGUGCCUAUGAUCAGCCCAGACAAGUUGGAAUCAAGACCCCCAACCCAGGAGCCCCAAUACAGUCACCGCUCCAACUGUUCCCUAGACAGGACAGGAGCUUCCUGACGCCUGCAGGGCCACCCAACCCCAGAUCCAGCUGUGGAUACCUCAGUGAAAACAGCUCUGCAUACCAGCCACCUCUGGAGAUGUGCCGUUCCUUCCCUUCCUCCCAGGGCAUGGCCCAGGAAGACCCUGUUGCCUUCCAGCGCCAGAUGUCUGAGCCCUGCCUCCAGUACCCUCAUCAGGGCUUCAAACGGGAGUUCCAGGACCUGCAGUACGAGCAAGUGAGCCGGGCAGGCAGCAGCCGUCCGUUCCCAGGAGCCGUGGUGAUCAAACAGGAGCAGGUGGACUACCUGUAUGACUCAGAUGUUCCUGCCUGUCCUUCCAUGUACAUAAAUGCUGAGAGUUAUCCAAGCCAUUCAAAUACAGAAGAUACCUCAGGCUGCAGCUAUGACAAGCAGAUGAGGUCCUUCCCUGAUGAUGUCUGUGUCGUUCCAGAAAAAUUUGAAGCAGGAGACAUCAAGCAGGAAGCUGGUGGGUACCGGGAAGGACCUCCAUACCAGCGACGGGGUUCUCUGCAGCUCUGGCAAUUUCUUGUGGCUUUAUUGGAUGAUCCAACCAAUUCCCAGUUCAUUGCCUGGACUGGUAGAGGGAUGGAGUUCAAGCUCAUUGAGCCCGAAGAGGUAGCGAGGCUGUGGGGCAUCCAAAAGAACCGUCCAGCCAUGAACUAUGACAAGCUGAGCCGAUCCCUUCGCUACUAUUAUGAGAAAGGCAUCAUGCAGAAGGUAGCUGGGGAGCGCUACGUGUACAAGUUUGUGUGUGAGCCUGAAGCCUUGUUCUCUCUGGCCUUCCCUGAUAAUCAGCGGCCAACCCUGAAGGCAGAGCUGGACCGCCAGAUCAGUGAGGAGGACACAGUGCCUCUUUCUCACCUGGAUGAGAAUGCCACUUACCUGCCAGACCUUGGGAGCCUCCCUCCACAGCUUUACAGCAAAGGCUACACGUACUAGCUCUGCUGGGAGCACACUGUGCCACCCUUACUUGUGUGUACAGGGAGAUGUCUGGUUAGUAUUCAAUCAGUAUAAGCUUUUUCUCAGGCCAGCCUAGGGCAGCACUAAACUGUGAACACCUGCUUUGAUCAGAAAGAGUGUUCAGGUACAUAUGUGGAUAAUCACCCGACAGUUGACAGCGUGUGGUAAGACUCAUAUUUGUCAGGACUUGUUCUCAGCGAUGCAGAUGUCUUCCGAGCAGCAGAGCUGCAGCUUCAGCAGCGUAUCAGGAGAUUGCUGCCUUCAGACAGAACAAAUGAGCCUGUCACUGUCCCUCUCUUUGGUGAGGGAGCAGAUGUUGCCCUACUGGGCUGUUUUUCAGACAUGAGAAUGCUACGAUGCUGCUUCUGACUCCAUUCCUCCAGCACAUGUACUGAACCCCUGUGUAACCUUCCCUCAGCAGGGGACGGCUCUGAACCGUGUGGACUCACCUCUGCACGGCUGGUCUUGCCUUCUUCCCAGGAUGGCAGCAGCACAGCAGCCACAGUUCAUCUGCCUUCCCUGUGAACUGCUUUGUGGUAAUGGGGAAUACUUUUUUGUUUUGUAGGUGCAUGCUCCUGCUUUAUCAUCUCCUUGCUCAUAACACUUUGUGCCAGAGGUAUCUGGUAUUUAGGCACCAUGAGCAGGGAGCUGGAGGCACUGGCCAGGACUGGAGCAGUCCUGGGGUACCUGUCACAACACCCGGUUCAGGGGAACUCCAGAGCUGCUUGACUGCAUCGGUCUGGGGCACAGGUCAAAGCCGGGUAAGGGGGUUGCAGGAGGCAGCAAGGCCUUGAGCCACCACUUCAGUGUAGUGUUGUGGCUUUUCCAAACUGAAGAACUUCAACAAAGCGUCAGGAUCUUUGAAGACCUGUCAGGCUCUUGAGCAUGCCCAUCCUGGGCUUGGCUAGGAAAUAAUUUAAGGCAAGAAACAAACCUAGGGGAGGUGUGUUUAAGAAAAUGCCUUACAAAGUAAUCUAAACCAUAUGUAGUUCUUCAUAUCUGAAUUUAGAUUUAACCUCCACAGAUAUUUACAUAUUUGAGGGAAACCCUGAUGUGUUGGAAAGGCAGCUAUCUCUGCAGCCCAAUGCAGCACAUGCAACUUAACUAGACUUUGAGUGGUUUUCCACAAUAGUGAACACUUCUCACAGGCACCACAUCCUCACUGAGAGGUGCCUCACUUGUUAACUGGCAGCUCUGGCCAUGUGCCCAGCUGGACAAGGGGCAGUACGUGUACCUAUACAGAAAAGGCCUGUUUCCUACUUCUUCAGAGUCAUGUUCCAGCUGCUGAAUACAGAGCAUCACCAAUCCUGCCAAUGUUGUAGCCUGUAAAGGAAAUUCUGUAUAUUGAUUGAAAGCCUGAUUUCCCCUGAUGACUUUCCUGCAUGGCUAAUGCCAGCCCUUCCAGCCUUGUCCCUGGGCAGGAGGGCCAGGAACGGCAGCUCUCCCUGCCCAAGGAGAGGCUGGACACUCAGAGCAGCCUGCCCUGCUGAAGCCUCUGGAGUGCUGUGCUGGCCAGAGACUUGGUGUUCUGCAGCUCCUGGCCCUCCUGCCUUGCCCUGCUCCCACCUGGCAAGCACACUUCUUCUAGUGUCCCAGAAGUAAGGGCGAAAGGGAACCCUUCUACUGGUAUAAGCUGCCUUUAUUAUUUAUGAGUGUAAAAAUACUAUAAUUAAUAAAUUGGUCUAUGGCUCUGGCCAGUGCACCCUCAUUCAGCCCCUGCCUAGUCCUCCCUUACCUUCUGAACUUGCUUUACCCAUCUCCUUGGCACCAGUGUGCAGCUUUGGGUAGCUGAGGAAUAUGUGUUUACUUCUGAAUCUUGGUGGAGCUCAAGAAAUUAACAUUUCAUGCCCAUGACAUCCUCACCACCAGUCAUACAACAGGGACUGAACGCCCACGGUGAAAUACGUAACCUCUGACUGCACCUGGUGUCAGGUUCUCUGCAGCUGCAGAGAACAGCACCCGUUCUCCCACGCUGACAGGGCACGGGCCAUGGAGCCAGCCUUGGGGGGUUUAAAUAGCUUCUCCCUCAAAUUCAUCUGUCUGAACAGUGGCACUUCCAGGUUGCCUUCUAGGAAAGUGUGUGUUACCACCUGCUGAGCUGGUGACAUGCUGGGGGCAGCACGGGGCAGGGGGUGGCACCAUGUCCCAGGGCAGAGCUGAGUGUGCCCUGCCCAGACGUGCUGCCCGCCUGGGCUGCAGCGAGGACAGGAGGUACCCUGAAGUGGGGGAGCCCUUUCACACUGCGCCUUCCUCCAGAGCAUCAGGUACCUCCUAAAAGAAGUAUUUGUGCUCUCUUGAGGCAAAAUGUGGGUGGGGGCUGUACCCGCCUCCAACACAGUAUUGCCAAUGAAUGAGUAGCUUGCUUUUAUUUGGUAUCUCAAUCUGCAGGAUUCCCAAGGAUUUUACAUUUAUUCAGUAUUCUUUAGGGUACUCUAUUCCAGAAAGGGAAUUCAGGGAGCUAGUUCACAUUUGGAUGAAAUUUUAGCUCCACAUUUCACUCGGGGGUUUGUCAAUCAGUGCAACAGAUCGAUAGCUGUAGAGCAGUUCUGGGAAUCAGCAAGAUCAGGUUCUCAUAAUUGAGGGGCAGCGGCCUCCAAAGGGCAGAGAUUUACAAUAACCAGCUCAGAGAGCUGGGAGUCAAUAAACAUGCUCUGUGUUUCCAGUUCAGCAAGAGAGAGGCAGCUCAUUAGGGAAAAUAUUGGAGGUAGUAGACAAGUGUCAUAAAUUUCUCAUUCUGGUCCUGAAAAGUGCCAGCCCCAUCCCACCACACAGAUGAUGUUUCAGCUUUGCUAGCUAGUCACUCAUGUUCCUGUUCAUACAGUAAAUUUGCAACAACUCAUGAUACAGAGCUGUCUCUUCCCAAGCUGAAUGGUUUUGGCACUUGAGGGGGAGAAGUGCACACAGAGCCUGUGCAGCACACCUUUAGGUCAGCAUCCCUUCACCGUAAAAAUUCACAGCUGAGCUUUGCUCUACAUUAGAAAGGCAAGAAAGACAUCGUCCUUCAUGGAAAACCCUCUAAAGACAGGUCUGCUCAUGACAAACACUGACAUCUGGAUGCAAAUACACCUAACAUUCUUGCACUUUUUUUUUUUAUUACUGUUUACUCAUUAUAUUCAAAAUCUACUCUAGCAACUUAUUCCUCAGGAUGUGAUGAUGCUUUGGGAUCAGCCAGAAAUAAAUUCUCAGCAGUCAUUUAUGCCUCAUGUAAUUUUUUCUAGAAUUAUUUUUUUCCCAUGUGGUUGCUAUUAUUGCAAUGGCUUUGCUGUUACUUCUGCUGUAUCAACAGCACAAAGCCCAGCAGGAAGUG
Messenger RNA from Athene cunicularia (burrowing owl), 4484 nucleotides. It is a transcript of the gene ETV4, whose product is annotated as ETS variant 4. Bases 83 to 1156 code for a protein of 357 amino acids. The transcript is spliced from 7 exons. Gene Ontology annotation, molecular function: DNA-binding transcription factor activity, RNA polymerase II-specific; sequence-specific DNA binding. Lineage: Eukaryota; Metazoa; Chordata; Aves; Strigiformes; Strigidae. Gene Ontology annotation, biological process: cell differentiation; regulation of transcription by RNA polymerase II. The record is from RefSeq and is a predicted model, not a curated record. Gene Ontology annotation, cellular component: nucleus.